GAAGGCGUCGACAUCGCCCCGCUCGUCGUCGUCGUCGUCGUCGUCGUCGUCGUCGUCGGCUUCUGACGGCUCAGACAGCCGGUUCAAGGAAGGCGUGCUCAUGUUUUGCAACCAGACGGUCGAGACGUGGGGCAAGCCCAACUUUGCCGACCUGGAGAACAUCGAGCGAUCGUCGCAGAAGGGCCGCAAGGGCGCAUUGUCGGAGGAGGUACGGGCCAACGCGCUCAAGGUCCGCCAAACGGGUGCGUGCUUCUGUUGUCAUAUUCGCAAGGUCAAGUGCGACCAGCAGCGGCCCUGCAAGAACUGUGUCAAGCUGUGCGCCCAGGUGCCUGAGGCCGUAUGCUGGAAAUUCCCCGACUUCAACGAGAUCCUCUUCCCAGAAAUGAUGCGGAGCCACCUACGGCGCGACGAGACAGCCCGAUUCAUCGAAGAGAAUGUCGCCUCUUUCACCAUGGACGGCGUCGAGACCCCCUGCAGGGUUACGCUAUCGUCGGGGCCGAGCAUCGGGGCCAAGCUCGUCCUCGUGGCUAAGUUCUUCACCGCCCGGCACCCCGACUCCGAUAUCAAUCGCCACUGGUUUCACUUUGUGGACAAGGACAGUCAUUGCGUCGAGCUCGAGGCGCUGCGGUCCGCGCCCAUUGGCCUCGAUAUCGCCGAUGGCGCCGCCGGUGGAUCGCAGAGGAGCGAGCUUCGGCGCAAGGUCGAGGCGUACGUCGACGCACUGGCCGCGGACCCGGGCUACGGGCAGCAGGUGACAGACUCGAUGUAUAGAUCAUUUGUCCCGCGCAGGGUCCUGGCUCUCGUCCAACAGUAUGCCGCACAGUCGGGCGCGCCCAUUGUGCGUAGGGCGCUGGCCAUCUACGGCAUGCAUUACAUCAUGACGCGCCACCUGACCAUGACGCCCCAAUGCAUCGCGAGCCUGCGCCAGGUCAACCCGGUGUCGGCCACAGGUGGUUUCCUCACCCCCCGUCUGUUGAACCGCCAGAUCAAGUCCGUCAUCGACGACCUCAUGCAGCAGGAGGUCAACGCCUUGUUCGACGACCUCACCAAGCGUCUAAAGGGCAAGAGCCGCAUCCAGUGGGCCCCAUGCCUCGCCGCUUUCCUUGUGUUUUGUCUGCUGAUGGAGGCCAUCGAGGCCGCCGCUGACGCCUUUGUCGUCACUGACGACGAGAUCGAAAUCCGGAACAAGCGACCCAUCCGCUUCGGACCGCGGUACGCCUUCCAGAUCAACGACAGCAUCGAGAACAUGCCUUUCAAGCAAUUCGCUUUUCAAUUUCAUAACAUCUACCAGACACACUCGCGGGACGCCUCGGCCAAGUCUUUCAAUCCGCUAUUCGGCGAGGGGCUUAAUGACCUGGGGGAUCUGGACCCUGGGGCGUUGGAGAUGGUGCUCGGGUUGAGAAAUCUCAUGGAGUGUCAUUGUGAGUACCCCCUUAGGACAUGGAAUGAGAUGGACUGGCUCACCUGCGACCCGAUCCUGCCCAGCACUGGGGGUCACACAUACCCCAUGGACUCACAGGAUCAGUACAUCGGCCGUCUCGUGUCCAAGUUCCUGCUCUCCUUUGAGCGCCCGAGCUACAUCUUUGCUUCUGUCUAGUCGCGUCGCUUCCUAUGCAAGCCUGCUUCUUGAAUGUGUCAUGGUGUGACGAAGUGAUUCCAAUUAUCUUAGUGUUGUGGGAACAUGGGAUGGGCGAUAUGUCACAGUGAUGAUGAUGAAAGUCACACAAAACUUUGGGACAUAGUAUAAUGACCAAUAGGCGCUGGGAGAUGAUUUUUUUAUUUUUUUUUUGGAUGAUGGUUGUAUUAAACAAGGCUAUUCUCACUUGGAAAGAGUAUCAUCACUCUCUACGUUGGUUAGACAGAGAGAGAAGGAGUAGGGCGGCCUGCAAAGUGUGUAAAUCUAGGUUCUACGAAUUUAGUAGUAUGUAGGCAAAUGCCAUGGUUUUCCCCAGCCUCAU
This is a messenger RNA of Cryphonectria parasitica EP155, 1958 nucleotides long. RefSeq lists its product as uncharacterized. Bases 101 to 1597 code for a protein of 498 amino acids. The record is from RefSeq and is a predicted model, not a curated record. NCBI's taxonomy places the organism in Eukaryota, Fungi, Ascomycota, Sordariomycetes, Diaporthales, Cryphonectriaceae. Gene Ontology annotation, biological process: regulation of DNA-templated transcription. Gene Ontology annotation, molecular function: zinc ion binding; DNA-binding transcription factor activity, RNA polymerase II-specific. The transcript has 2 exons.